AUGGCUUAUCAUUCUCAAUUUGCAAAUUCUAAAUUUCGUCUUGGCAAUAUGGCAUUAUUACCGAUCAGAACACGUUUUAAAGGACCAGCACCUACUGAAACAUCUACUGAGAAUGAAGAUAUUAUUGAUGAAGCAUUAAAAUAUUUUCGUGCAAACAUUUUCUUUCGUAAUUAUGAUAUUAAACAUGAUGCUGAUCGAACAUUGAUUUAUCUUACAUUGUAUAUAACAGAAUGUUUGCGUCGAUUACAAAAGUGUCAGUCUCGUAAUCAAGCUCAGAAAGAACUAUCAUCAUUAGCUAUUUCGACAUUUCCAAUGCCAGGUGAUCCCGAAUUUCCACUCAAUGGAAUGUUUGUUAAACCAUCUCAUGAUGAAGUUGAACGAAUGAAAGAAUAUUUACAACAAUUAAGACAAGAAUGUAGUGAAAGAAUGUUAGAUCGUGUUAUUGAUCCGGCAACGGAUAAACCAUCAAAGUGGUGGCUGUGUUUUGUUCGUCGUCGAUUUAUGGAUAAAAGUCUUCUGAAUAUUGGUCAACUAUAA
Molecule: messenger RNA, 537 nt
Organism: Didymodactylos carnosus
Lineage: Eukaryota; Metazoa; Rotifera; Eurotatoria; Philodinida; Philodinidae
Source: the annotation of a GenBank genome assembly